Dipodomys ordii (Ord's kangaroo rat) is the source of this 624-nucleotide messenger RNA. It is a transcript of the gene Aif1, whose product is annotated as allograft inflammatory factor 1. The record is from RefSeq and is a predicted model, not a curated record. Lineage: Eukaryota; Metazoa; Chordata; Mammalia; Rodentia; Heteromyidae. Bases 91 to 534 code for a protein of 147 amino acids. The transcript has 6 exons. Gene Ontology annotation, biological process: actin filament bundle assembly; ruffle assembly. Gene Ontology annotation, cellular component: ruffle membrane; actin filament. Gene Ontology annotation, molecular function: calcium ion binding; actin filament binding.
AGGAGACUGGUAGAAAGAAGAGCUGGCAGACAGAUAGACACAUCAGCCUGGUCUCUCUCCCUAUCAACAGCCACCAGUAUCUGCUGAACUAUGAGCCAAACCAGGGACUUACAGGGAGGAAAAGCUUUUGGAUUGCUGAAGGCUCAGCAGGAAGAGAGACUGGAAGAGAUCAACAAGCAGUUUCUGGAUGAUCCCAAAUACAGCAGUGAUGAGGAUUUGCCCUCCAAACUGGAAACCUUCAAGAAGAAAUACAUGGAGUUUGAUCUGAACGGAAAUGGAGACAUUGAUAUCAUGUCCCUGAAACGAAUGCUGGAGAAACUUGGGGCUCCUAAGACCCACUUAGAACUAAAGAAAUUAAUUGGAGAGGUGUCUGGUGGCUGUGGGGAGACAUUCAACUAUCCUGACUUUCUCAGAAUGAUGUUGGGCAAGAGAUCGGCCAUCCUAAAAAUGAUCCUGAUGUAUGAGGAAAGAGCCAGAGAACAGGAAAAACCAACGGGUCCCCCAGCCAAGAGAGCUAUCUCUGAGUUGCCUUAAUUGGGCAACAUGGAUAAAGAAGACAAAUUGUGAGCCAGAGUUGAACUAGAUUAAAUAAAUCAAUUUUCCUGCCCCCCUCCCCCAGUCAAA